This is a messenger RNA of Helobdella robusta, 1314 nucleotides long. RefSeq lists its product as hypothetical. The record is from RefSeq and is a predicted model, not a curated record. Bases 1 to 1314 code for a protein of 437 amino acids. NCBI's taxonomy places the organism in Eukaryota, Metazoa, Annelida, Clitellata, Rhynchobdellida, Glossiphoniidae. The transcript has 4 exons.
AUGGUCACACUUGAAGAUGUCAUAGACGAGAUUUUUCAUUCAGACACAAACGCCCACAAACCAGUUAACAAUAAUGUCUUUGAUCCCAACAUACAUUUUUCAAACAACGAGCUGACCAGUAGCAUUGAGAAGAUUAAAUUCAAUCAGUUUGCUGUGUUCCAUUCGAGCAACCAGACGACCGACAAGAGUGGUGAUGGUAACGACGCAGAGGCCAGCCUUACUCCGAACAUGUUUAAGGCCCUCAAGUGCUUCCUAGCCACUUUACCGCCAUUCAAGCCCGAGUUGAUAUCACCUGUGGUGCUUGAGAAGUUACUAAGAAGAUGUGCCAUCACCAAAGUUAGGAAACCUUUAGGCUCCUCACCGUCCUCCUCACUGACUCCGGACAUUUCCAUCAUCAUCGAAGAUGGCAGUGCAUCACAAUCCGUGAGAGCAGUCAACAUUGUCGAGAUGAACCGACCGAUGGAUGGUCUGGUUGUUGUGCUGGAGGGAAAGGUCGAAGUUGAGAUUGGAGUGGAGAGGUUUGUCUUCAUUGAAGGACCCUUCGCUUGUUUUGGUCUGCCUGUACUUCAAAAUGCAAUAUCAUCUCUGAGCAACAGCUUGCCGCGAUCGACGCCAACAACAUCGGCGGCGGCAGCAGGCACGACACUGAAGAAUUUGGACGCUGAGGUCAGCCAACAGCAUUAUAUUCCCGACUUCACCGUGCGACCGAUGACGGAAGACGUCUCGUACAUCAAGAUAUCGUGCAGCACUUACGUAUCGUCAUUGCAGGCCACACUUCUCAAGUACAUUCACGAGCAAGGAAUAUAUACGGCCGAUGCAUCCAAUCAAAUAUCUAAAGAGUCGUCAUUCGUCAUGGCUAAUAAUGCUCAAAAUUUGCAGAACAAUUUCUCAAGACCCCUAGACAUCUUGACUGAUUUUCACAACAGACCGGCAAACUUUUUCAUCGGGAAUUACACGUUUGACAAUCAUCAUCUAAUGCCGUCACUAUCUCCGCCCGGUUACAACUACCAACACUUAGAUGAGAGUCAGAAAUUAGGCGUGUGGACCCCCUAUCAAUCCCAGCCACAGCAGCAGCCGGAAGAUGACGCACGCGGUUGGGAUGUCAACCAGAAUAUCCUCGAAAAGAAUAGCGGUUCCUAUCAGGAUAAGAAUGAUAGUUGUAAUGAAGCUGAGAGCAACAUGACAGGGGAUGAUAAGGAUGACGAAAUGGAUGUCGGGAAUGUCAAUGACGUAAUCAUAGCUGGCUCCUCUCCUAGUGCGUUCGAUAAGGAUGAAACUGACUUGCAAAAUGACAGGAUUAAUAAUAUUCUGUAA